This is a messenger RNA of Gamsiella multidivaricata, 888 nucleotides long. RefSeq names its product S-adenosyl-L-methionine-dependent methyltransferase. The record is from RefSeq and is a predicted model, not a curated record. The transcript has 2 exons. Lineage: Eukaryota; Fungi; Mortierellomycota; Mortierellomycetes; Mortierellales; Mortierellaceae. Bases 1 to 888 code for a protein of 295 amino acids.
AUGGCCUCAACCAACAUUGAAUCCCACGAACGAAACCGUGCCUCCUGGAACCAUGCCAUUGUUGCUCACAACAGCCACAAGGUCGACCAGCAUCUAUUCUUCAAGAAUAAGGGUUCAACUCUUUUCAGGGAAGAAAUGGAUCUCCUUGGGAAUCUCGCCGGCCUCUCGGUCUGCCACCUCCAGUGCAACUGCGGUCAGGAUACCCUCAGUCUUGUUACCACGCUCGGUGCAGAAAACCCUGUCGGCAUCGACAUCAGUGACACCGCCGUAGAUUUCGCAACCCAGCUCGCAAAGGACUCUGGCAUCGAUGCAACCUUUAUCCGAUCGGAUAUUUUCGAAUACUUCAAUACCGCAGAGCCAGAUCAAUUCGAUGUCGUCUUCGCGAGUUAUGGCGCCCUCAAUUGGCUCAGUAGCAUGCAGAAAUACGCUGCUGGUGUCAGCAAGAUCUUGAAACCUGGCGGACGAUAUUGCCUAGUCGAGUUUCACCCCGUAGGGUACAUCUUCAACCCAGAUAUGGUCCAUGAGUACCCAUACUCGAGCGCCGGAGAGCCCAUCCACAGCGAAGAUGGCGUCGGCGACUAUGUGGCUCUGUCAUCGACAGAAGAUAGAGAAGUCAUGCCGAACCUCACGUACGCCGAGGGCAUCAAGGACUUCAAAAACAGCAACCCAAGUACAGAGUUUUGCUGGGGCCUUGCAGAUGUAAUUGGAUCCAUGGCAGAGACCGGCCUACAGCUCUCGCAUUUCAAGGAAUAUCCUUACUCCAACUUUUACAAGAUUUACAAGUGUAUGACUCCAGAAAAGGUCAAGGAAGGCGUCCGAUGGUGUUUUGAUGGCCCCAUGCUGCCCUUGAUGUAUUCGAUCUGUGUCAAGAAGCCCUUGCUGGCAUAG